AUGACCGACACCGUGAAAGAGAUCAGCGCAUUGGCCAAAGAAUUGAAAGCCAAUUUGAAACAAUUCCCAAAUUUCCCAAAAGAAGGCAUACUUUUCGAAGACUUUUUGCCGCUAUUUGCAGAUCCGCAACUAUUCAAUAAAUUGGUCACUGCGUUCAAAUUGCACGUUGGCGAUAAGAAGAUUGACUAUGUCAUUGGUUUGGAAAGUAGAGGCUUCUUGUUUGGACCAACGUUGGCCUUGGCCUUGAAUGCCGGCUUCAUCCCAGUGAGGAAACCAGGCAAAUUGCCCGGCCCCGUCUACAAAGUCGAGUUUCAAAAGGAAUACGGUGCAGAUGUGUUUGAGCUUCAAGAAGGGGUCAUUCCAAAGGGAGCAAAAGUCUUGAUUGUCGAUGAUAUCUUGGCCACUGGCGGUUCGGCUUUCGGUGCGGGUGAGUUGGCUCACAAGGCAGGUGCUGAAAUCGUGGAAUUCUUGUUCGUCAUGGAAUUGGACUUCUUGAAGGGAAGAGACAAGUUACAUGCUCCUGUAUUCACCUUAUUCGGUGGCCAAGAGGAGAAAUUCCAAACCUGA
This is a messenger RNA of Lodderomyces beijingensis, 567 nucleotides long. The record is from the annotation of a GenBank genome assembly. NCBI's taxonomy places the organism in Eukaryota, Fungi, Ascomycota, Pichiomycetes, Serinales, Debaryomycetaceae.